Colletotrichum chrysophilum is the source of this 1866-nucleotide messenger RNA. RefSeq names its product Cell death protease (gene KEX1). Gene Ontology annotation, biological process: proteolysis; apoptotic process. Gene Ontology annotation, cellular component: trans-Golgi network. The record is from RefSeq and is a predicted model, not a curated record. Bases 1 to 1866 code for a protein of 621 amino acids. The transcript has 3 exons. NCBI's taxonomy places the organism in Eukaryota, Fungi, Ascomycota, Sordariomycetes, Glomerellales, Glomerellaceae. Gene Ontology annotation, molecular function: serine-type carboxypeptidase activity.
AUGGCUAUCCUACCGAUGAUGUCCGCGCUGGUGCUUGCGCUGGCAUCAUGGACCGCACCAGUGCUCGCCCAGAGCCAGGCCGACUACUUCGUUCACGAUUUGCCCGGCGCCCCGAAAGAGCCAUUCAUCAAGAUGCACGCAGGCCACGUUGAAGUCACCCCCGAGCACAACGGAAACCUCUUCUUCUGGCACUUCCAGAACCAGCAUAUCGCAAACAGGCAGCGCACCGUCAUCUGGCUAAACGGCGGCCCUGGCUGCAGUUCCGAAGACGGUGCCUUGAUGGAGAUUGGCCCCUACAGAGUCAAGGAUAAGGACACCCUAACCUACAAUAACGGCUCCUGGAACGAGUUCGCGAACCUGCUCUUCGUCGACAACCCCGUUGGAACCGGUUUCAGUUAUGUCGACACCAACGCAUACCUGCACGAGCUCGACGAGAUGGCCGAGCAAUUUGUCAAGUUCCUCGAGAAGUGGUUCGCCAUGUUCCCCGAGUACGAGCAUGACGACAUCUACAUUGCAGGUGAAUCAUACGCUGGCCAGCACAUUCCUUACAUCGCGAAGGCGAUGCUCGAGAGGAACAAGAAGCCCGGAACAAAGACCAUCUGGCACUUGCAGGGUCUCCUGCUCGGAAACGCUUGGAUUUCUCCCAAGGAGCAGUACGAUGCCUACCUCAAGUAUGCCUACGAGAGGAAGCUCAUUGAGAAGGGCUCGCCCGUCGCUCUGAAGCUUGAGCAGCAAUGGCGCAUCUGCCGAACAUCGCUUGCCGUCGAGAAUACUGUGGACUUUUCCGAGUGCGAAACUGUCUUGCAGGAUUUGCUCGCCGAGACGGCCAAGGUGAACGCCAAGGGCCAGCGCGACUGCAUCAACAUGUACGACAUCCGCCUCAAGGACACGUACCCUUCGUGCGGUAUGAACUGGCCUCCCGACUUGGUCAACGUUACUCCCUACCUCAGAAGAGCCGACGUCGUCAGCGCUCUCCACAUCAACCCUCAAAAGAACACCGGCUGGAAGGAGUGCAACGGCGCGGUUGGCGCUGCCUUUAGAGCCAAGAACUCGAAGCCUUCGAGAGAUUUCUUGCCCGACCUUUUGAAGGAGGUUCCCGUCAUCCUCUUCUCCGGUGCCGAGGACCUCAUUUGCAACCAUAUGGGAACUGAGCAGAUGAUUGGCGACAUGGAAUGGAACGGCGGAAAGGGAUUCGAGAUUUCACCCGGAAACUGGGCGCCGCGCCGCGAUUGGACUGUGGAAGGCGAGCCUGCGGGAUUCUGGCAGGAGGCGCGCAACCUCACCUACAUCCUCUUCUACAACUCCUCCCACAUGGUUCCUUUCGACUACGCCCGCCGCUCCCGCGACAUGCUUGACCGUUUCAUGAAGGUCGACAUCAGCUCCGUUGGCGGAACGCCUACCGACUCCCGACUGGACGGUGAGACUGGCCCCGCCACAUCGGUCGGCGGCAUCGGCAACAGCACCAACACCGAUGAAGAGACGCAAAAGAAGCUGGACGAGGCCAAGUGGAAGGCAUACUACCGCUCAGGCGAGAUCGUCUUGGUCAUCGUCGUCAUUGCCGCCAGCGUCUGGGGCUGGUACAUCUGGCGCGAGCGUCGCAAGCGCAGGGGCUACCAGGGUCUCAUGGGCGGCCCACCGGCAACGAGCCAGAGAGGCGGCACGCGGGGCCUCGAUGGUUUCCGUGACAGGCGUAGCGGCCGGGACGUGGAGGUAGGCGACUUUGACGAGAGCGAGUUGGACGACCUGCAUGUGACAACCCCGACCCACGAGAUGGACAAGGAUCGGUACAGCGUCGGAGGGGACAGCGACGACGAGCCCCAGGAGAAGAAGCCCUCGGGGGCGGCCAACGGCAGCCGCUCGAGGUAA